AUGAUGCGUCCAGCACUUCGCCGGCUUGGCUUCGCCUCGGCGUCCAUCUCUGCCGCCUCGUCGUCCUCGGCUCGGCCAUUACUCUCCCGCACCGCCGCCCGGCCACUUCCACUUCUCCUUCAGCAGAGACAGUACGGCUUCAAGCCGUCCGCAGCCUCGACGUCGCAGCCGCAAGAUGUGGACCCGGCCAGCCUUACCAUCACCGAGACCACGACGCCUGGUCAGCUCGAAAAGCCCGAGGACCUCGUGUUCGGUCGUGCCUUUUCCGACCACAUGCUCACGAUGGAGUGGAACAAGGACGACGGCUGGCUGGCGCCGCAGAUCACGCCGUACCAGAACCUGUCGCUCGACCCGGCCACGUGUGUGUUCCACUACGCCUUUGAGUGCUUCGAGGGCAUGAAGGCCUACAAGGACAGCCAGGGCCGCGUCCGCCUCUUCCGGCCGGACAAGAACAUGGAGCGCUUCAACAAGUCGGCCGCGCGCAUCGCCCUGCCCACCUUCUCGCCGACGGCGCUGAUCGAGCUGAUUGCCCGCUACGCCAAGCUGGAGUCGCGCUUCAUCCCGGCCGCGCGCGGCUACUCGCUGUACCUGCGCCCGACCAUGAUCGGCACGCAGAAGACGCUCGGUGUCGGCCCGCCCGGCUCCGCCCUGCUCUACGUGAUUGCCUCGCCCGUCGGGCCCUACUACCCGACGGGCUUCAAGGCCAUCUCGCUCGAGGCGACCGACUAUGCCGUGCGCGCGUGGCCCGGCGGCGUCGGCGACAAGAAGCUGGGCGCCAACUACGCGCCGUGCAUUGUGCCGCAGCGCGAGGCCAUGAGCCGCGGCUUCCAGCAGAACCUGUGGCUGUUUGGCGAGGAGGAGUACGUCACCGAGGUCGGCACCAUGAACUUUUUCGUGGCGCUGCGCAACAAGGAGACGGGCGCCAAGGAGCUCGUGACGGCGCCGCUGGACGGCACCAUCCUGGAGGGCGUGACGCGCGACUCGGUGCUGGCGCUGGCGCGCGAGCGCCUGCAGCCCGAGGGCUGGACCGUCUCGGAGCGCAAGUACACGAUGCAGGAGCUGGCGACGGCGUCGGCCGAGGGCCGCCUGAUUGAGGCCUUUGGCGCGGGCACGGCGGCCAUUGUGAGCCCCGUGCGGUCCAUCAGCUGGCACGGCCAGCUGGUCGACUGCGGCCUCAAGGACCACGAGGAGUCGGGCGCCGUGACCACGCGCAUGAAGAACUGGAUCGAGGGCAUCCAGUACGGCGAGGAGGAGCACGAGUGGAGCUAUCUUUGCGAGUAG
Messenger RNA from Sporothrix brasiliensis 5110, 1281 nucleotides. Its product is annotated as branched-chain amino acid aminotransferase. The transcript has a single exon. Lineage: Eukaryota; Fungi; Ascomycota; Sordariomycetes; Ophiostomatales; Ophiostomataceae. Gene Ontology annotation, biological process: L-valine biosynthetic process; L-leucine biosynthetic process. The coding region runs from base 1 to 1281 and encodes 426 amino acids. Gene Ontology annotation, cellular component: mitochondrion. The record is from RefSeq and is a predicted model, not a curated record. Gene Ontology annotation, molecular function: branched-chain-amino-acid:2-oxoglutarate transaminase activity.